CAAAAAGAUUUGGGGUGGCUGGGACCCACCCGGGGGGGCCAAGGGAGCAUGGAAGGAGUACUUGUUGACGCACCACCAGGCGCUCUAUGGGAAAGGAGCUCCUUACGACCCAGCUUUGCACGGACCUAAGCCGUACGGUAUAGGUAUACCUGGCUGGCCUCCCAACUGGAACGGUCUUGGAUACCCACUCACUGGUAUGGAGCCGCCGCCUUGGGCGUACGUGCCUAAGAAGAUAGGCAAGCCGUCGUUGUGCUACGAACCGCCAAAGCUCGGAAACUGUAAUCCUAAAAAAUUACUCACUCGAUACGGCUACAACCCUUUCCUGGACAAAUGCCUGCCGUACACCUACACCGGCUGCAACGGCAGCAGGAACAAGUUCCUCAACGAGGCGACCUGCAUCAAGGUGUGCAUGACGGACCCUCAGUCCGGCUGCGAGCACGACUCCGCGCUGCCGAUAGACAGCUUCGUGUGGGCACGCCGCUGCGGGUACUCGGACGACGAGCCUAACGAAUACGAUGAAAUAAAAAGUUAA
This is a messenger RNA of Ostrinia nubilalis (European corn borer), 532 nucleotides long. RefSeq names its product colostrum trypsin inhibitor-like. Lineage: Eukaryota; Metazoa; Arthropoda; Insecta; Lepidoptera; Crambidae. The transcript has 3 exons. Bases 197 to 532 code for a protein of 111 amino acids. Gene Ontology annotation, molecular function: serine-type endopeptidase inhibitor activity. The record is from RefSeq and is a predicted model, not a curated record.